This is a messenger RNA of Ectocarpus sp. CCAP 1310/34, 1613 nucleotides long. The record is from the annotation of a GenBank genome assembly. NCBI's taxonomy places the organism in Eukaryota, Phaeophyceae, Ectocarpales, Ectocarpaceae.
AGGGAGGCCUCUGCGUGUUCUUCAUGGCGAGCGCCCUGUACAUCUGCUCUCGCCCCGUGAUCUCCCCCCUCUUGAGGGAGCUGCUGUCGGGCGGAAGCCACGUCGUGAGCGCUAGCGCCUCCUCGGUCGAUUCCCCGGCCCACUCGCUCGCUUUCUGCGGCGUGAUUCUUGCACUCUACGCCCUGGCCGUGGUGUCGAGGCACUUCCCGGACUCCCGCAUGGCCUGCGGCGUCGCCGUUGCCGGGGUCGGCGUGUUGACACUGACGGGGCUAGCUUCACCAACCAAAACCCUGGCGAGAAGAGCGGCGUUCGCCGUCGCCGUCGCCGUCCCCGUGGGCGUCUGGUCCGCCCUCGCCUCCAUGCCCGGCGCCGACGCCGCCAUCGUCUCCUGGUCCGCGCUAGGAGCCGCGGGCACCUACUCCUGCGCCCUGAUGGUCCUGCUGGAAGCGGCCCUGCCCAGGCCGGCGGCGGUGCUGUCGCGUCGCGGCUCAGGGUCAAGGGCCGGCGGCGGGGGCCCCGCAGUGGGCAGGGCGCGGAGGGUGGGGAGCGUGGUGAUCGAGCUGUACGUGGCCGUGGUGGCUUUCAUGCCGGCGGCCGGGAUCGCUCAGGCGAGUCAGGGGGCGGGGUGGAAGGAGAUCAAAGGGCUGCAGCUGCUGAUCCUGGGUCCGGUGGGGAGAAACCUCAUGGGUCUUGCGCCGCCUACCGGGCACAACAACGACGGCAGCGGCGGCGGUACGAACGCGCAAGGCGCCGCCCGUUUCGCGCUCGCGACCGCGGCGACCGGUCACGCCGUCAUCGCCGUCGCCCUCAAACUGCUCGAGGAACGCACCGGCGGUGCUGGUGGUAGCGGCGGCGGGGGCGGGGGCGGCGGUCGAGGAGCGGGGGCAGGUUUUGGUCGGAGGCGAGGGGUGCAGGGGCCGGCCUCCAUAUCUCGGGCCUUUGGGGAGGCACGUUGGAUCCCUUCCAUGGGAAACGCCUCCGCCAUUUUCUCGGCUGUCGGUGCGUUCUUCUGCUGCUGGAGGCACCUCCCGGGGGAGAGCGCGAGGGCCCUGACCGCGAUCCCGUGCUGCGCCCUGCUGCUCCUGCUGCAAGAGGAUGGAAGACUUUUCCGCGGCGACACGGGGUUCGGGGCCGCCGUCCCAGCGGGCGCGCUGUCGGCGACGUGGGCCGGUUCUGCGGUCUUCUACAUUAUCUUGAAGGGAUCAUCGCUAGCGGGAGCACCGCGGUCGUCGUUCUCCCUGAUGAGCUUGUUGGGGGCUGGGCCAGCCCUGGGCGUGUACAGGGGGGUGCUGCACCACUUCCACGGUGCCUACGGGUCGGUGGACAGCCGCAGGCAUGGGGAGGCGGCGGUAGCGCUUCGGGCCGUCAGCUUUUGGACGGCGGAUUCCCCUUGGCAGCCUCUGUGGAACUUGGCCCUGCUCGCAGUUUCCGUCCCGUCCCACGCCUUCCUGGCGCGGUUUCUCUGGGGCGGGCGGGGUUCCACGCCUCAGCGAGCGUCGGAAGUGCUCGCGGCGCUGGCGAUAAACGCCCUGCCUUUGAUUGCCGCCGAUCUCGCCAGGUAUUGUAUGUACAACACACACGGGCGGCUACAGCAGGGAGUUCUUGUUGUUUAG